GUCUUCUACCGAAGCAAGGACUGUAUCAUAAUUUUGUAAACCUCUGUUUCAAUACAGUAACAACAUACUCAUUUUUUCCACUCGAUGUUUACCUCGUAUCACCUUGUUGCUAUUGUCCUUAUUUGGAGUUUUAUCUUGGCGGACCGAAUGCAUGAAGAUGCUACAGUGUUGACGCUUUUCGUCUCAGGGCAAUCCAACUUGCUGGAUGCUCAUGAAACGAUCUUCGUCAUGGUACUUUAUGGUUUGUGUGAUCUAUGUUUCGAAUGGUUUCAAAUCUCGUGGAAAAAUGGGGGAUGCCAUAUAUGGCAUACUCCCAGGCCCCCCAAUGUGAGACCCGCCUCAUACAAACUACAGUAUGCGUAUAGACACGUAUCAGGUGCCGGUAUGAUUACUUACUGUUCACAGUAUAGAUUUAUUUUUUUUAUGACGUGUCCUCUCGAGACACAAGCUUUGAUCUUUUUAUAACACAAUAGCCGUUCUUCAUUACACAGCGGUUAUAUAUAUAUUAUGCUAAUGUAACGAAGGUUCAAAUGAUCCUUUCCGUCGAUUAUUUGCCGUCCGCAGUUGGAUCAAGGGGACCAUUAACAGGGACCUGUUCACCCAUGAACUGAGCGGUAUCGAAUCCGUUUUCUUCCAAAUAUUUCUUAAAAUCAAUAUCUUCUUGUUCCAGCGAAUCGG
Umbelopsis ramanniana AG is the source of this 678-nucleotide messenger RNA. RefSeq lists its product as uncharacterized. The record is from RefSeq and is a predicted model, not a curated record. The transcript has a single exon. Bases 85 to 465 code for a protein of 126 amino acids. Lineage: Eukaryota; Fungi; Mucoromycota; Umbelopsidomycetes; Umbelopsidales; Umbelopsidaceae.